AUCUAGUGGAUAUAGGAGGUUGAGCUGCUAAGAUUGCUGGUUAUACAUUUGUAUUAUAGAGAAGAGAAUCAGAGAUCCCAUCAGAUCUACACAUUCCAAAACAUCAACAUUCCCUUCGUUUCAAUACCAUAAAAUUUCAGUUUACUGUGGGUUUUGUUUACAUUCUGAAAGAGCGCUGUGGAAACUCAUCUUAAUGGACUAUCGUUAUUAAAUAAAAGCUCAAUUCCAAGCUGAAACAAUAAAAGAACUAAUAUUCAAGGGAUCAGAAGAAUUGCAAGACCAGAUAUCGAAAGGAACAAAAUAUGACUGAUAUCUUGGACUACAAAAUAGAUUCCUUGGACAUCAAAGUAUUUGAUACUACAGAAGAUGAUCUAUCACAACAACAACAACAACAACAACAUGAGUUAAGUAGGUCCACGGGUCAUUAUGUGGAUAUAAUUACACUGAUAAAUAUGUUGACUUCACCCUCAGAGAUUGAUUACCAAAUAAUAUCAGAUUUCUUCUUAACUUAUAGAUCAUUUAUUUCACAAUAUUCAUUACUAAAGAUACUGUUCAUGAAACUCCAGUGGAGUCUGACACAGAUAGACGAUAAUGCUCAUGAACAUAAACAAA
Messenger RNA from Hansenula anomala, 612 nucleotides. RefSeq lists its product as uncharacterized. Lineage: Eukaryota; Fungi; Ascomycota; Saccharomycetes; Phaffomycetales; Wickerhamomycetaceae. The transcript has a single exon. The annotation marks the transcript as partial. The record is from RefSeq and is a predicted model, not a curated record.